Messenger RNA from Thecamonas trahens ATCC 50062, 599 nucleotides. RefSeq lists its product as uncharacterized. Gene Ontology annotation, cellular component: nucleus; mitochondrion. Gene Ontology annotation, biological process: mitochondrion organization. The record is from RefSeq and is a predicted model, not a curated record. NCBI's taxonomy places the organism in Eukaryota, Apusomonadida, Apusomonadidae. The transcript has 2 exons. The coding region runs from base 75 to 599 and encodes 174 amino acids.
CCGCUCUCUGCACAACCACAGAGUCCCGGACAACACCUCUCUCUACCUCUUACUCUCUCUCUCUUCAACACACUAUGCCCCGCCGUCGCUCUGGUGGUUUCCGCCGCUCUGCCCCGCGUGCUGCCCCGCGCGCUGCCCCGCGCGCUGCCCCGCGCGCUGCUCCGCGCGCUGCCCCGCGCGCUGCUCCGUCGCGGGCCUCGUCGUCCACCGCUGCUCCGCCCAAGAGCUCGACGAGCUCAAGCUCGAGCUCCAGCAAGCCUGCCGCGGCGCCCGCGGCUGGCGCUGCCGCACCCGCGGCUGGUGGCGGCGGUUUUCUCUCCAACAUGGCUGCUGCCGCCGGUGGCUCCAUGCUCGGCUCGAUGAUCGGCCACUCGCUGUUUGGCGGCUCGAGUUCGAGUGGCGAGGCCGCCCCUGCUGGUGGCGAGGCUGGCGCCGCCGGCGCCGCUGCUGCCGACCCGUGCUUCGACUUUGCCCGCGCCUUUAACGAGUGCGUCUACGAUCCGCAGAACCAGGGUGACAUCGCCUACUGCCAGGGCGUCUUUGACAACCUGCUGCAGUGCCAGCGCGAGGCGACCGCCUCCGCCGCCCCGGCCCAGUAG